Messenger RNA from Vombatus ursinus (common wombat), 945 nucleotides. RefSeq names its product histone H1.4-like. The transcript has a single exon. Gene Ontology annotation, molecular function: DNA binding; structural constituent of chromatin. Bases 39 to 698 code for a protein of 219 amino acids. Gene Ontology annotation, biological process: nucleosome assembly. NCBI's taxonomy places the organism in Eukaryota, Metazoa, Chordata, Mammalia, Diprotodontia, Vombatidae. Gene Ontology annotation, cellular component: nucleosome. The record is from RefSeq and is a predicted model, not a curated record.
ACUUCUUGCUGUUGCUGCUGUAUCGUCCCUUCGCUGCCAUGUCCGAGACGGCACCCGCCGCUCCCGCCGCCCCGGCCCCUGCAGAGAAGACCCCGGCCAAGAAGAAGGGCAAGAGGGCCUCGGCCGCCGGGGGAGCGCGGCGCAAGGCCGCGGGUCCGCCGGUGUCGGAGCUGAUCACGAAAGCCGUGAGCGCCUCCAAGGAGCGGAAUGGCGUGUCCCUGGCAGCCCUGAAGAAGGCGCUGGCGGCCGCGGGCUACGACGUGGACAAGAACAACAGCCGCAUCAAGCUGGGGCUCAAAAGCCUGGUGAGCAAGGGCACCCUGGUGCAGACUAAGGGCACCGGAGCCUCGGGCUCCUUCAAGCUGAACAAGAAGGCCCCGACGGCCGACACCAAGGCUAAGGCCAAGAAGCCGGCGUCGGCCAAGACCAAGAAGGCCGCGGGCGCUUCCAAGAAGCCCAAGAAGGCGACGGGGGCCGCGGGCGCCAAGAAGAGCGGGAAGAAGAGCCCGAAGAAAGCCAAGAAGCCGGCGGCCGCCAAGAAAGCGGCCAAGAGCCCGAAGAAGGCCAAGGCAGCCAAGCCCAAGAAGGUGGCCAAGAGCCCGGCUAAGCCCAAGGCGGCCAAGGCCAAGAAGGUGACCAAGCCCAAGGCGGCUAAGCCCAAAGCCGCCAAAAGCAAGAAGGCAGCGGCCAAGAAGUAGAGCUCGAGCCCUCGAAACUUGACACACCCAAAGGCUCUUUUCAGAGCCACCCACUCACCUCAGAAAAAGAGCUGAGCCUACGAACACACAAGUCCCCUAUAGAAAUUAGUAGUGUUUCUAAAAUCGCCAUGUCCGUUGAUGUAAGGCGGAAUACCCAAAUCAGGAAAAACCCGAACACUAACACCCCCCCCCCUUCCCCUUUCUUCAAAACUAAAUAAUUAAUAUAUAAAACAAAUGGGGAAAGGAU